This is a messenger RNA of Penaeus monodon (black tiger shrimp), 876 nucleotides long. Its product is annotated as methyltransferase-like protein 24. The transcript has 6 exons. The coding region runs from base 1 to 876 and encodes 291 amino acids. NCBI's taxonomy places the organism in Eukaryota, Metazoa, Arthropoda, Malacostraca, Decapoda, Penaeidae. The record is from RefSeq and is a predicted model, not a curated record.
AUGGCUUCUCUGGUGAUGCUAGGAAUCACCGACGUGGCCGUCCUGAGAUCAGCAUCCCAGACGGCAGCAGCAUCCUUCGCUCCUCUGCGAUGGAAGGUGAAGGGGGAGGAGGAGGAGGAGGAGCUCUUAGAAGGAGCGAAGGAUCGAGUGAAACGUCCUUUUCUCUUCCCUGGUUAUAGGAAAUUCGUUGAGUACGCCGAAACUCCGCAGUUACAUUGUCCCGAAAAGAGGUUCUUCGGGGGGAUGGAGCGUCAGGUGAACAGCGUAAACAUCGUCGACGGGGACAAGGCUGUUUGUUUAUCCUCCCGCUACAGCAUCACGCCCGGAGACUGUCUCGUGUAUUCCUUCGGCAUCGCAGGGGAUUGGAGUUUCGAUGACGCUAUGGCCGAGUAUGGGUGCCAGGUGUACUCGUUCGACCCGACCAUCGGCCUCGAGAACCACCAGCGGUCCGAGAGGGUCCACUUCUAUAACGUCGGCCUCGGGGGAGCGAACCGCACCGCUCUGAUCGAUGGAGUCAACGCCACGAUUCUCACCUUGGGUCAGAUCAUCGAUAUGUUGGGUCAUACGAAUAAGACGAUAGACUACCUGAAAAUAGAUAUCGAAGCGUACGAAAUUCUCGCCUUUACACAGCUGGCGAGCGAGCAGUACAGAUUAAGUUUUGUGAAGCAGGUGGGCUUAGAAAUACAUCCUCAGCAGCAAUACCACGAUGAAAUAUACACAAUAAUGACAAUGCUGGAGUACCUAGGUUUUGCCUCGUUUGACGCCCGGAGGAAUAUGCACCAGGAGCUGUGGUACACUCACCCACGCCUUCAGAAUCUCAUCUUGUCCUGCUGUUACGAAAUAGCUUGGGCUCAGGUUGACAAGAAGACGUGGUGA